Colossoma macropomum (tambaqui) is the source of this 904-nucleotide messenger RNA. RefSeq names its product histone H3. Gene Ontology annotation, molecular function: structural constituent of chromatin; protein heterodimerization activity; DNA binding. The record is from RefSeq and is a predicted model, not a curated record. Bases 123 to 533 code for a protein of 136 amino acids. NCBI's taxonomy places the organism in Eukaryota, Metazoa, Chordata, Actinopteri, Characiformes, Serrasalmidae. Gene Ontology annotation, cellular component: nucleosome. The transcript has a single exon.
UCAAUGGGAGGCGGGCACAUUCAAGACGCCCAAUAAGUGGCGAGCAGCUCGAACGCUUAAAAGGGCCGUGGUGUGUGCACGAACUCAUUCCGUAUCUUCAUUAGAGAAACAGAGAGUUUGACAUGGCAAGAACUAAGCAGACCGCUCGUAAGUCCACCGGUGGCAAAGCCCCGAGGAAGCAGCUGGCUACCAAGGCUGCUCGUAAGAGCGCCCCGGCUACUGGCGGUGUGAAGAAGCCUCACCGUUACAGGCCUGGCACUGUGGCUCUGAGGGAAAUCCGCCGUUAUCAGAAAUCCACAGAGCUGUUGAUCCGCAAGCUGCCCUUCCAGCGCCUGGUGCGUGAGAUCGCUCAGGAUUUCAAGACCGAUCUCCGCUUUCAGAGCUCUGCCGUCAUGGCCCUGCAGGAGGCUAGCGAGGCGUACUUGGUGGGUCUGUUCGAGGAUACUAAUCUGUGCGCCAUUCAUGCCAAGAGAGUCACCAUCAUGCCUAAGGACAUCCAGUUGGCCCGCCGUAUCCGCGGAGAGCGCGCUUAAAUGAAUUGGAGUGCUCCCAAGUUGUACCAGAACACCCAAAAGGCUCUUUUAAGAGCCACCUAACUCUUGCAGUGCAAAAGAGCAGGUGUUCUAGCAAACCCCGAGUUCUGUUAUGUGCUGUGAUAACAACUGAUAUGUGAAAAGUACUCGUGUGACACUGCUUAUAUUUUAGCAGCUGAUACUCAUUCCGUCUUUGAGCAGUGUCCGUAGUGUAGUGAAGUAGUUUAGAGCCUCUCCGUUAUAAUAAGGGAAACAAACUCACAUAACAGAAAAAGCUUUUCAAGCGGAAACGCGGGUGGCUCUUAAAAGAGCCGUUGGGUUAAAUUAAGUCUUGCCAACUUUUUACUUGGAGCUGGUGUACUUGGUGACGG